CUUCGCAGCCCCGCCGGAUAUCAUCGUGAACAAGCGGAUUCACUGUCGCUACUUUUCUGGUUAUUACAGAACUCACACAAACAUUAAUACUAUACUUCGAGCUCUAUCUCUUGUUUCUGCUUCUGUAUUAGGGAUUUCAGUUAAUUAUCUCUUUGAUGGAUUCUUUGCUAGCGAAUUACGCGUCCUCAGAUGAGGAUCAAGAACAGGAAAAUCAGCAACAGCAGAAGCCAAAACUACCAGGAAAAUCUGUGGAUCUUCAAAAAAUGAAGGUAGAAGAUGGAGAAAAUGAUUUUUUAUCAAAACCAUCCAGGAAAAUCUCCGAUUCCCUCCCACCUCCGAAAUCGUCUCUCUUUAAUUCACUACCUCCUCCCAAAUCCCACCUCGCACAGACCCCAUCUGAUUUCAAGGAACCCUCUGUGCCAAUACCCCAACCGCAAUUUAAACGAGAGGAACUAGAUGAAAUCCCAGAAAGUAGGAACCCUAAAUCGUCUUCUACUUCUUUGUUUUCUUCGCUUCCUCAACCCAAAUCGUCAUCGUCGUCAUUUUCUUCUUCUCUAUUUUCUUCACUUCCGCCACCAAAAUCUGGUAUCUUAGAAGCCCCUCAAAUCCUCCCAAAUAUGACUUCAACUGCUUCGUUUGAUUCUAGUUCGAAAAGGGUUGUUAAAUUUAGGCCUCCGCCAAUUGUGAAUCCUAUUUCGAAUAAAUCUAAGGAUGAUGAGGAGGAUUCUGAUGAGGACGAGAAAGAAAAACAAAGAAAAAUGUCAAAAGAGUCUGUUUCUACUUCAUCUGUGAAGUCAUUUUUAUCAAGUAUUCCUGCACCCAAGAACUCGACUACAUUGGGUUCUUUACAUUCAGCUUCGGGUACUGGUAGGAGAUCUAUGCUUGAAACUGAUGGUUCAGCAUCAAAUUUAAAUAGCGUUGGUACCAUGGGAAGUGAUGCGGAUGUGAAAUCCAGUAUAGGAUAUUCAGAAAAUCAGUCUGGUGAUGGGUCAUCGUUGAGUUAUGAUCAUUCUAAUUGGAAUUCCGGGGGUGACAGCUAUGCAAAUUAUGAUGGCUACGGUGCUGGUUAUCAUGAUAGUGUUGGAACUGGUGAAGGUGUUCAUUAUUCGAAUUGGAAUGGGCAAACUGGGGAUUAUGCAAAUUAUGGUGCGGGUUAUGGGGAUCAUGGACAGUAUGAGAGUAACUGGAUUGAUGGAUCCGGUUCAACUGCAGUGGGCGAGGGAUCAGGAUUGGCUGAAAGUGGGUUUCAAGUGCCUGGCAAGAGGGGUAGGAAUGAUGCUCCAGAGCAGAUUGUUGAGGUGAAGCAGGAUGAGUUGUUGAAAAAUCGGCCGAGGGAAGACCAAGCCAAAUUAACUGGGAUUGCUUUCGGCCCUGCAUACAAGCCUGCUUCAACCAAGGGUAAGCCUACAAAGCUGCAUAAAAGAAAGCAUCAAAUUGGUUCCUUACUAUACGAUCUGAGACAGAAAGAGAUGGAGCUUGCAGAGCGACGUUCCAAAGGUUUUCUUACUAAAGCACAAACACAAGCAAAAUAUGGGUGGUAAGAUGGGGGCGGCAGUGACCUUUCUUGUGUUUCGUGACUGUAAAAUAACUUAAGUUGGCAACAAUAGUUUCAUUUUCAUUUUCCUUUCUCCAACUAUAUUUUCAUGCACUUACGAUUCUGUAUCUUGUUGCAAUAAUUGUAUUGGGUUAAUAUUCGAACAGUUACUGUUUUGAGUCUCAUCUUCUCUGCAGCACUGAAACAGUUAUUGCUUUGCUUUGGUCUGUUAAAACUUGCUUGAUUUUGAGUAACAA
Molecule: messenger RNA, 1791 nt
Organism: Olea europaea var. sylvestris
Lineage: Eukaryota; Viridiplantae; Streptophyta; Magnoliopsida; Lamiales; Oleaceae
Product: proline-rich protein PRCC
Exons: 2
Coding region: 156-1541 (461 amino acids)
Cellular component (GO): nucleus
Source: RefSeq, a predicted model, not a curated record